Messenger RNA from Uloborus diversus, 1683 nucleotides. Its product is annotated as innexin inx1-like. The transcript has a single exon. Gene Ontology annotation, cellular component: gap junction; plasma membrane. Bases 53 to 1099 code for a protein of 348 amino acids. The record is from RefSeq and is a predicted model, not a curated record. Lineage: Eukaryota; Metazoa; Arthropoda; Arachnida; Araneae; Uloboridae. Gene Ontology annotation, molecular function: gap junction channel activity.
AUAAAGCUAAUGAACUCCAUCGGUCCCCAUAAUUAAGAUUGGGCACCACAAAAUGGCGUUUUCGAACAAAUUUUGUUAUGUUCUCCACAAAUCUCCCAUGGCUGAUAACUUCAUUUUUAGCCUGUAUUACCGAUGGACAGUUUUAUUGCUCAUCACUUUCAGCUUCAUUAUAACUUGCAGACUUGUGCUUGGAAAUUCGUUUUCCUGUUCUGGAGGCGAAAAGAACAUGGUGGAAACUCACUGCUAUGAGGGUAAUGUUUUUACAAGCGAUUAUAAAAAAGAGCGAUACUACAGCUAUUAUCCUUGGGUGAACUUAGUACUUCUGGUCCAAGCAUUCAACUGCUACUUACCGCACUUGCUGUGGAGAUCUUACGAAGGAGGAUAUGUUCGUAGAUUGAGCUCUGGAGUGGAAAAGUUCUUUGACAAGGAGGAAAGACGCGGACUGGAACUAUGUUACUUGGCAAAGUACAUUUUAGUCACGGAAGGCAAACACAAGCUGUAUACAGUCAUGUACAUCUUUUUUGAAGCCUGUAACUACGCAUGUUCCCUCGCUCAAACGAUAUGGUUGGUGGUGUUCUUCGAUGUAACUGGAGUUCCAGAUUCUUAUUUAGGGAAGAUAAAGACUUGGGCCGAUUUCAGGGAUUUCUAUUUUCCUUCUGUUGGUACAUGCAAAAUCUAUUCGUCUGAAAGGGAAAAUAUCGUUUGUCUUCUACCACUGAACAAAAUGUACAUGAUAAUGUUCUUGUUUCUUCAUGCGUGGUAUAUAUUCAUUACUAUACUUAGUGGCAUGGUUCUUAUUUAUCGAAUCGCUCUACUUAUUCCUUCAUUCAGAGCGUGUGCUAUGCGAUUCUCGGCUCCUCUAGUGGAACGAUCCAUCUUAAAAUCCCUCUGUUAUCGCCUGUCGUAUAGCGAUUGGUUUUUCCUGACCAGGUUGCAUAAAGCAAUGGCCGAUGUUGAUUUCGCUCAAAUGAUUGACAAGAUCGCUGUUAUUUCACAGUGCAAAUCGAUUGAAGAUCACAAAGAAGAGGAUCAAAUAUCUUCGUUCUGUGACGAUGGACACAAAGAUAUUAACUGCCCAUCUGCUACUUCACCAUUGUGACUGAACCAGCAAUGAAAUGAUAAACGUUCGUGUGAAAUUUCAUAAACGUUCUGUGUCGCCUCAAAAUUUCAGGGACGGUUUGAAACCGAGUUUUAUGUACUGAAUAUUGACAUAAAGAGCAAUACGCCAUUGGCAGGUAAAGGGCAGUAUCUACAGAAGUGAAUUUUCGAGACUUUUGGAGAACUGUUUUUGAUUUCCCCCAAUUACCAGCGAAACAAAGUUGAAAUUUUAAGUUCUUUUCAUGCUUUAUUUUCAGCGGCAAUAAAUAAGAAUUUUUAUACUUGAAAACUGAAGUAAGAUACAGAACAAAAAUGCGAAAAUAUGACAAUCGAAAAACUUGUAGAUAUUGCUGUUAACCUGCCAAGGGCAGAAUAACUUUUUUCGAGGGAUUUUGUUUUCUGAGCAAUGCACAGUUGAAAUGAAUCACAGUUGAAACGGAGGGGUCACAAACUGAAAUAGCAGCUCCGUUUGGGCUGCUGUAUUUUGAGAUAUGUUUCAUCAUCAGCAUGUUAUUGAUCGUUUGGAUUCGAUCCUUCAGUUUAUGGUUCUUACUCUCCUUUAUAAAAAGAAAAAAAAAGUUUUGU